UCAUUGACUAUGACCGGUUACAGAGUGGAAGUUUUGUCAGGUCCGUUAUUGCAGCUCGGAGAGGCACCUCAUUGGGAUGUCGCGAGACAAAGUUUGUACUAUGUGUGUAUACUGAGCGGGUCGUUGCAUCGGUACGAUAUCCAGGAAAACAGGACCUACAGCGCCAGCAUUCCUGGAAUCACACACUCGUCCUUUAUCAUUCCGGUUAAAGAGCGACCAGAAGAAUUCGUGGUUGGCAGUCGGACUCGAAUAAUACUGGUGAAAUGGGACGGUGUUUCGGCAAGUGCGGCCGAACUUGAAACUCUCGAAGACUUGGGCGACACCGGCGAAGAACAGCAAUUCAACGAUGGCAAAGCGGACCCUCAAGGCCGACUGUAUGCUGGAACUAUGCUCAGUGAAACCGCACCGAAUCCAUCUGGGAUGGGCAACAGCAAAUUGUAUCGCUUUGAUGCAGAUACCGGGAAAUUAGUUGAACUCAAAAGUGGGGUCCAUGUUUCGAAUGGACUCGCCUGGCAUGGGACGACAAACAAGUUCUAUUACAUUGAUUCGUUUGCUUUCGAUAUCAAAGAGUACGACACCGAUGGCCAAGGCAAUAUAAGCAACGAACGUGUUCUUAUCAAGCUGAAGAGUGAUGAAUCGGCUACUGAAUUUAUUGCUGACGGAAUGACGAGCGAUACCGACGGCAAUCUGUAUGUUGCUGUGUUUGCUGCAUCGAUGGUACUGAAAGUCAAUCCAAUUACUGCAAUUGUGGAUCAGGAAAUCAUACUUCCGGUAGCACAGGUGACAUCGGUUGCCUUCGGCGGUCCAGAUCUUGAUAUUUUAUUUGUUACUACUGCCGCAAAUGAGCUGGCAGGGCCACAGUUGGAAAAUGCGGGUGCAGUAUUCAAAAUUACGGGGCUUGGUGUCAAGGGAAGACCAAUGAAUGAAGUUCAAUUGAAGUAGAGGAAUCGAAAGAUUAAGUUUAA
Messenger RNA from Topomyia yanbarensis, 965 nucleotides. Its product is annotated as regucalcin-like. The transcript has 4 exons. The record is from RefSeq and is a predicted model, not a curated record. The coding region runs from base 10 to 942 and encodes 310 amino acids. Gene Ontology annotation, biological process: L-ascorbic acid biosynthetic process. Lineage: Eukaryota; Metazoa; Arthropoda; Insecta; Diptera; Culicidae. Gene Ontology annotation, molecular function: gluconolactonase activity; enzyme regulator activity; calcium ion binding.